This is a messenger RNA of Venturia canescens, 3192 nucleotides long. Its product is annotated as nuclease SbcCD subunit C-like. Lineage: Eukaryota; Metazoa; Arthropoda; Insecta; Hymenoptera; Ichneumonidae. The coding region runs from base 173 to 3091 and encodes 972 amino acids. The record is from RefSeq and is a predicted model, not a curated record. The transcript is spliced from 2 exons.
AGAUCUGGAACCACUUGCUGAAGCACUGUUAGAACCGGCGUUACUUGCUGCAUUAGAGGCUGCGUUGGAUCCUGAACGUGAUCCACUGUUAGAUCCUGACCGGGAACCUGCGUUACUUGCUGCAUUGGAGGCUGCGUUGGAACCUGAUCGUGAUCCACUGUUGGAUCCGGAAAUGGAACCUGCGUUACUUGCGGCGUUAGAUGCUGCGUUGGAGCCAGAUCUUGAUCCACUUGCUGAAGCGCUGUUAGAACCGGCGUUACUUGCUGCAUUGGAGGCUGCGUUGGAACCUGAACGUGAUCCACUGUUGGAUCCGGAAAUGGAACCUGCGUUACUUGCGGCGUUAGAUGCUGCGUUGGAGCCAGAUCUUGAUCCACUUGCUGAAGCACUGUUAGAACCGGCGUUACUUGCUGCAUUGGAGGCUGCGUUGGAACCUGAACGUGAUCCACUGUUGGAUCCGGAAAUGGAACCUGCGUUACUUGCGGCGUUAGAUGCUGCGUUGGAGCCAGAUCUUGAUCCACUUGCUGAAGCGCUGUUAGAACCGGCGUUACUUGCUGCAUUGGAGGCUGCGUUGGAACCUGAACGUGAUCCACUGUUGGAUCCAGAAAUGGAACCUGCGUUACUUGCGGCGUUAGAUGCUGCGUUGGAGCCAGAUCUUGAUCCACUUGCUGAAGCGCUGUUAGAACCGGCGUUACUAGCUGCGUUGGAGGCUGCGUUGGAACCUGAACGUGAUCCACUGUUGGAUCCGGAAAUGGAACCUGCGUUACUUGCGGCGUUAGAUGCUGCGUUGGAGCCAGAUCUUGAUCCACUUGCUGAAGCGCUGUUAGAACCGGCGUUACUUGCUGCGUUGGAGGCUGCGUUGGAACCUGAACGUGAUCCACUGUUGGAUCCAGAAAUGGAACCUGCGUUACUUGCGGCGUUAGAUGCUGCGUUGGAGCCAGAUCUUGAUCCACUUGCUGAAGCGCUGUUAGAACCGGCGUUACUUGCUGCGUUGGAGGCUGCGUUGGAACCUGAACGUGAUCCACUGUUAGAUCCUGACCGAGAACCUGCGUUACUUGCUGCAUUGGAGGCUGCGUUGGAACCUGAUCGUGAUCCACUGUUGGAUCCGGAAAUGGAACCUGCGUUACUUGCAGCGUUGGAGGCUGCGUUGGAACCUGAUCGUGAUCCACUGUUGGAUCCGGACCGGGAACCUGCGUUACUUGCUGCAUUGGAGGCUGCGUUAGAGCCAGAUCUUGAUCCACUUGCUGAAGCGCUGUUGGAACCGGCGUUACUUGCUGCAUUGGAGGCUGCGUUGGAACCUGAACGUGAUCCACUGUUGGAUCCGGAAAUGGAACCUGCGUUACUUGCGGCAUUAGAUGCUGCGUUGGAGCCAGAUCUUGAUCCACUUGCUGAAGCACUGUUAGAACCGGCGUUACUUGCUGCAUUGGAGGCUGCGUUGGAACCUGAACGUGAUCCACUGUUGGAUCCGGAAAUGGAACCUGCGUUACUUGCGGCAUUAGAUGCUGCGUUGGAGCCAGAUCUUGAUGCACUUGCUGAAGCACUGUUAGAACCGGCGUUACUUGCUGCGUUGGAGGCUGCGUUGGAACCUGAUCGAGAUCCGCUGUUGGAUCCGGAAAUGGAACCUGCGUUACUUGCGGCGUUAGAUGCUGCGUUGGAGCCAGAUCUUGAUCCACUUGCUGAAGCACUGUUAGAACCGGCGUUACUUGCUGCGUUGGAGGCUGCGUUGGAACCUGAUCGUGAUCCGCUGUUGGAUCCGGAAAUGGAACCUGCGUUACUUGCGGCGUUAGAUGCUGCGUUGGAGCCAGAUCUUGAUCCACUUGCUGAAGCGCUGUUAGAACCGGCGUUACUUGCUGCGUUGGAGGCUGCGUUGGAACCUGAACGUGAUCCACUGUUAGAUCCUGACCGAGAACCUGCGUUACUUGCUGCAUUGGAGGCUGCGUUGGAACCUGAUCGUGAUCCACUGUUGGAUCCGGAAAUGGAACCUGCGUUACUUGCAGCGUUGGAGGCUGCGUUGGAACCUGAUCGUGAUCCACUGUUGGAUCCGGACCGGGAACCUGCGUUACUUGCUGCAUUGGAGGCUGCGUUAGAGCCAGAUCUUGAUCCACUUGCUGAAGCGCUGUUGGAACCGGCGUUACUUGCUGCAUUGGAGGCUGCGUUGGAACCUGAACGUGAUCCACUGUUGGAUCCGGAAAUGGAACCUGCGUUACUUGCGGCAUUAGAUGCUGCGUUGGAGCCAGAUCUUGAUCCACUUGCUGAAGCACUGUUAGAACCGGCGUUACUUGCUGCGUUGGAGGCUGCGUUGGAACCUGAUCGAGAUCCGCUGUUGGAUCCGGAAAUGGAACCUGCGUUACUUGCGGCGUUAGAUGCUGCGUUGGAGCCAGAUCUUGAUCCACUUGCUGAAGCACUGUUAGAACCGGCGUUACUUGCUGCGUUGGAGGCUGCGUUGGAACCCGAUCGUGAUCCACUGUUGGAUCCUGACCGAGAACCUGCGUUACUUGCUGCAUUGGAGGCUGCGUUGGAACCUGAUCGUGAUCCACUGUUGGAUCCGGAAAUGGAACCUGCGUUACUUGCAGCGUUGGAGGCUGCGUUGGAACCUGAUCGUGAUCCACUGUUGGAUCCAGACCGGGAACCUGCGUUACUUGCUGCAUUGGAGGCUGCGUUAGAGCCAGAUCUUGAUCCACUUGCUGAAGCGCUGUUGGAACCGGCGUUACUUGCUGCAUUGGAGGCUGCGUUGGAACCUGAACGUGAUCCACUGUUGGAUCCGGAAAUGGAACCUGCGUUACUUGCGGCAUUAGAUGCUGCGUUGGAGCCAGAUCUUGAUCCACUUGCUGAAGCACUGUUAGAACCGGCGUUACUUGCUGCGUUUGAGGCUGCGUUGGAACCUGAUCGUGAUCCGCUGUUGGAUCCAGAAAUGGAACCUGCGUUACUUGCGGCGUUAGAUGCUGCGUUAGAGCCAGAUCUUGAUCCACUUGCUGAAGCGCUGUUAGAACCGGCGUUACUUGCUGCAUUGGAGGCUGCGUUGGAACCUGAACGUGAUCCACUGUUCGAUCCGGAAAUGGAACCUGCGUUACUUGCGGCGUUGGAUGCUGCCUGAGAGCCAGAUCUGGAACCACUUGCUGAAGCACUGUUAGAACCGGCGUUACUUGCUGCGUUGGAGGCUGCGUUGGAACCCGAUCGUGAACCACUGUUGGAUCC